AAAGGAAAGGGUUGGUACACGACAAAUUAUGCACCCUCCCACGCUAGACAAUUUUUGUUUUAUUAAUUAAUUGUUUCUAUACCAGUUAUAUGAGAGAGAAAAUUGACGAGAAGAGAAGAGAAAAUUGCUAAGUGACCAACACCAUAAGUCUUCACAUACUGUAAUUUAAUGGGAAUAGUAAGAUUAUUUUGACAAUUUUAGCGUGAAAUGACUCAUACUCAAUUAGUAGGCAAUUAGGGGGGGGGGGAUUGGAAUCGAAGAAAAACGGUUUAAUCCAGAACUCAGCAUUUGCAUAUCAGGUGUUUGAUGUUUUGCCCAAGAGAGUCUCUUCGUAUCUAAGUUUGAUAAUCAAGGUCUCAAAAAUGUUCUUAAGGAGAGGAAUUGCCUUUGCGUUGAAGGUGAAACCCAAGUUUAUGUCAUCCGCUUGGAGUUCUUUCUCCAAAGCCUCCUCCUCUUUGGUUCUGGACGAGAAAAGUGAAUUAGCUCAUACUAAUCGUUCUAGUAAUCUUCAUCUUUCUCCAUUGUUCCCUGAUUCAAAACCUCAUAUUGGUGGUUAUGACAUUGAGCUCGUGGAUGAUUCCUCUUGGCAACUUUCAUCAGGUUUGGCCCAAGCUUGGCGAACAAGGGAAGAACCUGCAACCAUAAGGGUUGGUGACUUUGGUGUUAGCAAUUCACCACUUGAUGAAGCUGACCCUGAUUUGGAUGAUAUUGAUAAUUUAAGAAUCCGUGGCGGCCUUUUUUACAAGAUCGAUCGCGAUUCAAAAGAAUUUGAAGAGUACAGUUUUGACUUCCAUCGUAGGAAGAAAUCGUCCAAGAGAAAAGAUGAUCCUAAGGAGAGCAAAAGGAAGCAGAAUGAUUCAAAAGGACUCAGGGACAACCUAUCUCCUUCUAAGAAAAAGUGUGAUCUAGAAGAAAAUAAGAGGAAGCAAAAUGGUUCAGAAGAAGCAUUAAGAAACACCCAAUCUCGAAAUCUGGCCUCCAAAUCUGAAGAUUUUCCCAAAGUAAUGAAAAACAGGUCUGGUGUUACUGCAUUGGAUCAAACGGACACUACUUACAUUGAGAAGAAGAAGUUGAGGAAUCCCACUUAUAAUCAGCUUACAGGUCCUUACCAUGAACCCUUCUGCUUGGACAUUUUUAUAUCAAAUGCUUCUGUUCGUGCCUGCAUUGUUCAUCGCGCCACUAGUAAGGUUGUGGUUGUGGCACAUUCAAUAUCAAAGGACAUGAAGUUUGAUUUGGCUUCGACUAGAAAUUCAACUGCUUGCUCUGCUGUAGGGUCAGUUCUGGCUCAGAGAGCUUUGGCUGAUGAUAUACAUGAUGUAGUUUAUACACCAAGGAAAGGAGACAAGUUGGAGGGUAAGCUUGGCCUUGUGCUUCAAUCAAUCAUUGACAAUGGCAUUAAUGUAAAGGUGAAAAUUAAGCAAAGGAACCCCAAGAAAUCGGGUCCUCCCAUCUGUAGAUUCCGACCGUAAAGCGUUGUCACAUUACAAUGAGACUCGGAUUGAGAUUCUUAACCUCACACAACAAACAUGAUAAAUUUAAAAAAUAUCAUAAAAAACUGAUACUUGUUAUUAUAUCAAAAUAUCCAACUUUAACAAUGCAACCCCAAUUUAAACAAGCACCAUCAAAACUACUACACAACCCAAGAUCUCAGUUUUAGUCAUUAGCCGUAGCCAGUUGAAGGGAAAGCAGCUCCUCUUCCGGGAUGAGCCUAAUAUGGCAAUCCGAAGUCGGAUAAGCGGCGCACAACAAUGCG
Molecule: messenger RNA, 1753 nt
Organism: Humulus lupulus (European hop)
Lineage: Eukaryota; Viridiplantae; Streptophyta; Magnoliopsida; Rosales; Cannabaceae
Exons: 2
Coding region: 363-1469 (368 amino acids)
Biological process (GO): translation
Cellular component (GO): ribosome
Molecular function (GO): 5S rRNA binding; structural constituent of ribosome
Source: RefSeq, a predicted model, not a curated record